Molecule: messenger RNA, 2024 nt
Organism: Pantherophis guttatus
Lineage: Eukaryota; Metazoa; Chordata; Lepidosauria; Squamata; Colubridae
Source: RefSeq, a predicted model, not a curated record
GAUUGGUCGUUCCGGGGACGGCGGCGAUUGGCAGAGGCCUCGUUGGGGCGGUCUCUAAAGAGGAACAGGAGGAGCUUCUCGGAAAGGGCGCGCAACGAGGUCCCGCCUCCACUUCUGGGAUUAAAUAAACGACUGAGGCGAUUAAUUGCUUCGGCUGCGGACGGGCUCGGAGAGCGGUAGGCCGCCGUCUGAGGGGCGGAGAAGGAAGCCCGAAGCCUGGUCUGGCGAGCGGACGCUUUGAGGUGGAGGCUGUAUCCGCCUCAGGAGGAUCGCGGCGGAUGCAGGAAAGAGGCGCCGCCCGGGAGGAGGAGGAAGAGGAGAGCGGGCCGCACCGAGCAGCCCUGCCCAGUCCCGGCACGGCUUCCUCUGGAGACGGCGGGGAAAGGCCGGGGGGCUCCGGAGCUGCAGGAGGGAGGAGCCCAGGGGGAUCCCAGGAAAGGCGGCUGCCUGGAGGGCGAUGCGGGGAGGAGGAAAUGGGCGGAGACCCCAAGAUUGGCGUGGAGGGCAGAGGCUCCUUUGGAAGACCCCGAAAGCCCCGAAGGAUCCAGAAGGAAGCAAAGGAACAUCAGUGCCCGGAAUGCCAAAAAUCCUUCAAAAAUAAUGAAAAUCUGGAAAACCAUCUAAGGAUUCACUCAAGAGACAAACCAUUUAAAUGCCCGGAAUGCGAAAAAUCCUUCAAAAGAAACGACCAUCUUGAAAGCCAUCUAAGAAUCCACUCAGGAGAAAAACCUCAUAAGUGCUUUGAGUGUGGAAAGAGCUUUAGUCAUUUGGGAAAUCUUUAUAGACAUCAAAGGAUCCAUUCCGGAGACAAACCACACGAAUGCCUGGAGUGCGGAAAGAGAUUCAAUUUGAGGGAAAGCCUUUAUAGGCAUGAAAGGAUCCACACUGGAGAAAAACCAUACAAGUGCCUGGAAUGUGGAAAGAGCUUCAAUGUGGUCGGAAACCUUUAUACACAUCAAAGAUUCCAUUCAGGAGAAAAGCCAUAUAAAUGCCUGGAGUGUGGAAAAAGCUUCACUCUGAGUGGACAUUUUUAUACACAUCAAAGAAUCCACACAGGGGAAAAACCCUAUAAAUGCCUGGAGUGCGGAAAGACCUUUACUGAGGGUGGACAGCUCCAUAACCAUCAAAGGAUCCACACUGGAGAAAAGCCAUAUAAAUGCCUGGAGUGUGGAAAGAGUUUCAGUGAGAGCGGAAGUCUUUCUAAGCAUCAAAGAAUCCACACAAGAGAAAAACCAUACAAGUGUGUGGAGUGUGGAAAGAGCUUUACUGUGGGUGGACAGCUCCAUAAUCAUCAAAGGAUCCACACUGGAGAAAAACCAUAUAAAUGCCUUGAGUGCGGAAAGAGCUUUACUGAGGGUGGACACCUACGUCGACAUCAAAGGAUUCACACUGGAGAAAAACCGUAUAAAUGCCUGGAGUGUGGAAAGAGCUUCAGUCAGAAGGGACAGCUUUAUAGACAUCAAAGAAUUCACACAGGAGAAAAAUCCUAUAAAUGCCUGGAGUGUGGAGAAUCCUUCACAACAAGCAGAAAACUCAGAAAUCAUCAAAGAAUUCACCUGGGGGAAAACCCCUAAAAAUUCAUGGAGUGUGGAAAAAGUUUCAGUCAAAAUACGUUUCAGUAAAAAUUAUAAACUGUACACACAGAAGAAAGUUUUUAAAUGCACAGUGUGUGCUAAAUCCUUCAGAACAAAUGGCAAUUCCAAAACCACCUAAAAAUCCAUACGGGAGAGAAACAUAAAUGGACUGAUUGUGGCCAGCAAAUUCUGCAGCCCUGGAUCACAUGCACAAGAGUUUCUCUAGUGCUAAGAACCUGCUUAAGUACUUAUCACAGACCUAAUUACAAUCCAAUAAGACACAGGUGUGGAUAUUGCCCAUUCAACCUGUGGAUGUAUACUGUAUUAUCAGCCCAAACCUUCAAGGAUAUGCAAACUUGGAAACAGAACCAUUUUACUAUUUUUUUUUUAUUAUCAUGGUUUAUUUAAUAUCCUAACUUGUGAAACCUAAUAAUAUUGAUUUGAAUCACA